Tetrapisispora phaffii CBS 4417 is the source of this 2034-nucleotide messenger RNA. It is a transcript of the gene SLY1, whose product is annotated as syntaxin-binding protein. The transcript has a single exon. The record is from RefSeq and is a predicted model, not a curated record. The coding region runs from base 1 to 2034 and encodes 677 amino acids. NCBI's taxonomy places the organism in Eukaryota, Fungi, Ascomycota, Saccharomycetes, Saccharomycetales, Saccharomycetaceae. Gene Ontology annotation, molecular function: syntaxin binding. Gene Ontology annotation, biological process: intracellular protein transport; endoplasmic reticulum to Golgi vesicle-mediated transport. Gene Ontology annotation, cellular component: cytosol; Golgi membrane.
AUGUCAGAAAAUUUUUUGGUUAGAGAUGAAACAAGUCUAAGGGAUUUGCAGAUUAAUGCAAUUGUGAAAAUGUUAUUUUUAAAUAAUCUAAAUGUAAAUGCCUCUAACAAUGGACUGGGAUCAGGUUCUUCAAACACUGGUGGUAAUUUAUUAGAUACUAUUGAUUUAGAGAAUUCAUUUAAUGAUUCGGAAUUAUCUUGGAAAGUUUUAAUUUUAGAUGAUGUAACCAUGGGUAUUGUAUCGUCCAUUUUAAGGGUUAAUGACUUGUUGAAAUGUGGUGUUACUAUUCAUUAUUUAAUAGAUCAGAAAAGAACCCCAAUUAACGAUGUGCCUGCCAUUUACUUUGUGACACCAACAAAGGCUAAUUUAGAUAUGAUCACUAGAGAUAUUAAAAAUGAUUAUUACUCAGAUUACUAUGUCAAUUUUUCUACAAAUUUAGAAAGAUCUUUACUAGAAGAAUUUGCCAAGGAUGUCACAUUGGCUGGAAAAUCUGAUAAGAUUAAACAGGUUUACGAUCAAUAUUUAAAUUUUAUUGUUACUGAACCUGAACUAUUUUCUUUAGAAAUUAAUAAUACCUAUUCAAUUUUAAACAAUCCAAAAUCCACGGAAGAUGUCAUUAACACUCUAUGUGAAGAUAUCUCCAAUGGUUUAUUCAACACAAUCAUUACCUCUAAUACAAUUCCAAUUAUUAGAGCCCCAGUAGGUGGCCCAGCAGAAAUCAUUGCACAAAAAUUAAGUACAAAAUUACGUGACUAUGUUAUCAAUAUCAAAUUAUCAUCAAAUUCGUCAUCAUCUGGUUCUGAGGAUUAUCUAGACAGAUAUGUGCUUGUGCUCUUAGAUAGAAACAUCGAUUUCGCUUGUAUGUUUAGCCAUUCAUGGAUAUAUCAAUGUAUGAUUUUUGAUGUGUUCAAUUUAUCAAAGAAUAGAGUCUCUAUCCCAAUAAAUGAUACAAAACAAAAUGAAGAAACAGAAAAUAAUAAUAAAACUGUACAAAAAAUGAAGACCUUCGAUUUAGAUCCAAAUGACUUCUUUUGGAAACAAAACUCUCAUUUACCUUUCCCAGAAGCUGCUGAAAAUGUCGAGUUAGAAUUAUCAAAAUAUAAGCACGACGCUGAAGAAAUAACUAAAAAAACAGGUAUAACUGAUCUAAACAACUUAAAUUCAAACUCUGAUAGCGAUACUUUACAGAUACAGGAAGCUGUCAAGAGACUACCUGAAUUAACAGCCAGAAAAUCAGUUAUUGAUAAUCAUAUGAAUAUCUUCUCUGCAUUAUUAGCAGAAUUAGAAAACAAACAUUUGGAUUCAUUUUUUGAAAUUGAACAAGAUCCAGACAACAAAAAUUUGAAGUUGAAAUUUAUGGAAUUAUUAAAUGAUGGCAAGACAAAUAAUUUGAAUGAUAAAUUAAGAACUUUUGUUUAUCUAUUUUUAACCUCAACAAAUGGUCUACCUAAUGAAUUUAUUAAAGAUGUUGAAACUUAUUUUGAAAAGAAUAAUUUCAAGAUAGGUGCCUUCAAGUAUAUAUAUAAGUUAAGAGAAUUCAUGACAUUAUCACAAAUGUCAUUACAAAACAAAUCCUUGGAAAAUGGUAAACCUAAUAAUAAAGACUCACAAACAUCAACUACCCUUUCCGGUUUAUAUAAUUUGACUGAAGGUAAAUUACAAGGUGGUGUCGGUAGUUUAAUAACAGGAAUAAAAAAACUGCUACCUGAAAAAAAAACAAUCCCAAUUACCAACAUUGUCGAAGCUAUUAUGGAUCCAUUGAAUAGUUCUCAGAAGAACUUAGAAACCACCGAUAGUUACUUAUACCUUGAUCCAAGAGCAACAAGGGGUUCUCAAACCAAAAAACCAAAGAGACAAUCGUAUAAUAAGUCAAUCGUAUUUGUUGUUGGUGGUGGUAACUAUUUAGAAUAUCAAAACUUACAAGAAUGGGCGCAUUCUGAAUUGCAUAAUCCAAAGAAGGUUAUGUAUGGAAGUACAGCAAUUGUAUCUCCAAAUGAUUUCUUGAGUGAAAUAUCCACUCUAUCAGAAAACUGA